UGAAGGUGAUACCCAGUUGGGAGGAAGGCUGAACUCCGCGCUGGGAGGGAUUCUCGGGGUGAAGGAGCCGGAGACCAAGGAUCGCCAUGCUCUUCGGUUGGGGGGACGGCUCCUACGGGCAGCUGGGCUCGGGCGAGGAAGGGGCUUCCCAGCCGGUUCCUCUCCGUCGGGCUCUGCCAGCGGUUGGCGGGCAAGAAGUGGUCCUGGUGGCCUGCGGGGAGCGGCACACGCUGCUCCUCUUGGCCGACGGGAGCCUGGCUUCCUGCGGAGACAACGCCCAGGGACAGCUGGGGAGGAAGCUCCCCGCGGGACGGCAGCGGAAGUUUAGACCCAGCCGCUUCUUUCCAGAACCAAUCCAAGCCUUGGAAGCCCAAACUAUCAUCUCCAUAAGCUGUGGAAAGGAGCAUUCAUUGGCCAUCAGCAGCCAAGGGAAGGUAUUUUCAUGGGGAGCUGGUGGUUUUGGACAGCUUGGCACUGGAAACCUAAAGGAUUCUUCAACUCCAAAGAAAAUAGAUUCUUUAUCUAUGUACAAUGUUAUACAAGUUGCUUGUGGACAUUAUCACUCCAUAGCACUUACCAAAGAUGGCCGGCUUUUUUCCUGGGGACAGAACAGCCAUGGUCAGCUGGGUCUUGGUAAAGAAGUUUCAUCCCAGGCUACUCCGUGUAACAUUUCCUCUCUUGCUGGCAUCCCCUUGGCUCAGGUGGCUGCUGGUGGGUCACACAGCUUUGUCUUGUCUCAUUCUGGAGUAGUCUAUGGCUGGGGAAGGAACAAUGUGCAUCAGUUGGGCUUAAGCCAGAAAACUUCAAAAGCAGAACAGAUCUUCAAACCUUACUCAAUAGGUGCCCUGAGAAACCUUGAAGUGACUUAUAUUAGCUGCGGAGAUGAACAUACAGCUGUUCUCACCAAGAGUGGCAGUGUUUUUACCUUUGGAGAUGAUAGUGCUGGACAACUAGGACACAACUCUUCAAAGACUGGUCCUCAGAAAAUCGAUGAGAUUGAUGAUCCAGUUUCCCACAUUUCCUGUGGAAGUUAUCACACUCUUUGUGUCUCUGAGUCCGGGCAGUUGUGGUCUUUUGGACGUGGUCUCCUACAGCAGGCGGAAAGUUCGGCAUUGGAGAGCAGACAGGAAGAAAGAAAGUGUAUUGACCUCAAUGCUCUUCUGGCCCCUAAUGAAUUGUUGGGAGUCAAAGUUUUUGCUGGAGCAUUUGUCAACUUUGUCAAUAUAUUUCAGGCUUCUGCGUGCGCUAAUGCAGCCACCUCUUUGGAAGUCUUGCCUAGGAUCAGCCAGCUGGACAGAGGACUGAUUGAGAAAUGGAAGUCAGCAGAAAUAGGAAGUGAAGCACAGCAGAAUGCUAAAAGGGAGAUAGAAGAAAUUUUUUCCUCGCCUCCUUGCUUAACAGCAAGCUUUUUACAAACAAGAUCUGAUGUGUCAAUGGACUGUUAUAUCCCAGUGAAUCUGCAAGAAACAAGAGAAGUUUUGAACGAACUUACAGAGAAAGAUUGGAUUGCUGAGCAGAUCUGUUCUUCUCUAUUGAACCACCUAUUUCCUGCUCUUCCACGGAGUUCUCGUCACCAAGAAGCUCUUGCUAUUUUUCUUCUGGUGCCUGAGUGCUGUGUUGCUCUUGGAGCACACAGGAUACCGUCGCUAGCUUUACAGUUUGCUGAAGCUGUCACAGGCCUGAGCAAGAGCUCUUCCAACAUUCUAGAAAAUUAUUGGUCCUUGCUGCCACGUCCAUUUUUAGAGCAAAUAGUUCAAAUGUUGAAGACAUAUGUGUCAUCCAUGUUGCCUUGUUAUAACCUUUAUCCCAAAGAGAAGCCAUGGAUUGAUACCCUCAAAGUGCUUAAAAUGCUGUAUAAGGUCAACAUGAAGGCUAAAUCCCGACUGCAAACAAGUACCUUCUGCAUAGAUGAAAUUACUCAAAAAAUUAACCUACAAGAAGAUUUUUGGAGAUGGAAGUUGUGUGAUAAUAUCCCAGAAGAAGAGAGGUUAAUCUCUUUCUGCCGUUUUCCUUUCAUCUACAAUGUACCAACCAAGAGGGAAAUACUUUAUUACGGGUCCUUUGUUGUACAAGAGGAUUUAAAAUGCAAAGCUUCUCUUGAAUGGCUCGUCAAUUGGGGACUGAGAAAUAGUGACCUUCCAGAACGCCCCACCUUUACUCUGAAAGUACGACGCCACUUUCUCCUUGAAGACACCUGGCACAAGCUUAGUAUAUUGGAGGACACCUACCUGAAAAAGCAACUGCUGGUUCAAUUUGAAAAUGAAAUGUCUAGUUAUGGAGGUACAGGUUACCUGGUGGAAUUCUUUUCAGAGGUGUUUGAGAAAGUGGUACAGCCAGAAUAUGGGAUGUUUAUGUAUCCUAAACCCACUUCCCCAAUGUGGUUCCCUCCCAAGCCUUCUGUGGAGAAGAAUAAAUAUUUCCUUUUUGGUAUUCUCUGUGGACUCUCAAUAGCCAACCAAAUCACUGCCUACUUACCCUUCCCACUUGCCGUCUUUAAAAAGCUGCUUAACAAAAAGCCAACUCUCAGUGAUGUGAAAGAGCUAAGCCCUGUCCUAGGAAGAAGUUUGCAGACAGUUCUUGAGUGUGAACUAGAUGAUCUUGAAGAUAGGUUUCAGCUAUGCUACUCUAUUUCCUGGGACAGCAUGGAUGUAGACUUGAUUGAAAAUGGCAUUUCGACAGCUGUAAACAAUGCCAAUAAGAAAGACUUUGUUGACAAAUACGUGGAUUACAUAUUCAACAAAUCAGUGGAUGAUGUUUUCAGUGAGUUCAGGAGAGGAUUUUACAAAGUCCUGGAUGAACAGCUAGUUGGCAUCUUUGAGCCUGAACAACUGAUGGAAGUGGCAAUUGGAAAUGCCAAUUAUGAUUGGGAUAUGUACGAACGGAAUGCUGAGUAUCGGGACAUAUACAGCUCAACGCACCCAACCAUAAAGAUGUUCUGGGAAGUCUUUCAUGAGCUGAGUUUGGAGGAUAAAAAACGUUUUCUGGUGUUUGUGGUAGGAAAUGACAGGAUCCCUGUGAAAGGAAUGAAAUUUUGGAAGAUAACAAUUUCUCCAUGUGUCUUGACCUCAGAGGAUCAUAUGCCUGAGGCCCGGACAUGUUGGCAUCAUUUAUUGCUGCCAAUUUACUCAACCAAACAAAAACUGGAAGAGAAGCUUCUUCAAGCUAUCAGCAGCAAUCGUGGCUUUGGUAGAUUUGCGCCCAGAGUCUAAAACAGAACUUGAAGACGUCACCUUGGAAGCUGUAGCCUUCUUUUGACCUCAGAUGGGAGAAGAGAUUGUCACAAGGCAUUUUAGUUAGAUGACUGCUGAGUGAUUUUCUUGGUUUAUUUAGAAAUAAAGUGAUCGUGUACAGCCUAAAUAUAUAGUAUGUUGAAAAUACGCUGUUUUGUCUGCCGUGUAAUUAGAUUGAAUUAAGAUGAGGGGCGGGGAGAUGAGAGAAUGAAAGAAUGAAUCUGGUUAUUUCUGAAAAUACUCCUAGAAUAGAUUAUCUUAUUCCUGAAUCUUAAAAGAGUUUUUAAAGAGUAUUUUAGAAUAUUUUUAACUACCUCAGUGGCCAAGAAUUGGUUCAAACCUGACCACAGGUAUCUUCUGACAUCUUGGUUACUGACGGAUAUUGAAGUGAAAAGUUAAAAUUUUAUUAAAAACACCCAUUUGCCAUUUUGUCAUUCGGAUUGUAAGAAACAAUUGUAGACAAAUUGUUGCUGAAUUUUUCUAUUCCUGUUAAUAUGGUGGAAUCUGGGAGUGAGUUGAGGGGAGGAGUGAAAAAAAACCUGUCUAAUCUUGAGUUGGUGGUGAGAAGGAAGCAGCUGAGAAGAGAUCUCCCCAAAAAGUUCAGUGUUUAUAUGGUAAAUAGUGCAUUUAUCUGAUGAGAUACCUGUCUAUAGGCAAGUAGCAAUAAACAUACUUUAUGUGCAGCCAGAACCUGAAAAUAACAUUUAACACAGCACAGUACUUAAAAUGGUUCGGCUGAGAUCUGCAUACGUGGGACUGAUUGGGGUAGAUUGUAAGGGUGACACCGAAAUACAAUUUUAUGUCAUUUUAUUCUAUUUUAUAUAUUUUAUGUAUUAAAUUAUAUUGUAUCUUACCCUAUAACUAUUGUAUUUUACCCAAUUUCAUUUUAAAUUGUAUUUUAUUUUAUUCCAAUUUCAUUUUAAAUUAUAUUUUAUCCAAUUCCAUUUUAAAUUGUAUUUUAUCCAAUUCCAUUUUAAAUUCUUUUUAUCAGAUUUAGUAAUAAUUUGUGUCUGGAACUCUGCAUUUUGAUAUGACCUAAGGGCUAAUCAAUAAAGUAAACUAAACAUAUCAUUCUGAUCA
This is a messenger RNA of Pantherophis guttatus, 4310 nucleotides long. RefSeq names its product putative E3 ubiquitin-protein ligase HERC6. The record is from RefSeq and is a predicted model, not a curated record. Gene Ontology annotation, cellular component: cytoplasm. NCBI's taxonomy places the organism in Eukaryota, Metazoa, Chordata, Lepidosauria, Squamata, Colubridae. Gene Ontology annotation, molecular function: ubiquitin protein ligase activity. Gene Ontology annotation, biological process: protein ubiquitination; ubiquitin-dependent protein catabolic process.